Mitosporidium daphniae is the source of this 453-nucleotide messenger RNA. RefSeq lists its product as uncharacterized. The record is from RefSeq and is a predicted model, not a curated record. NCBI's taxonomy places the organism in Eukaryota, Fungi, Microsporidia. Bases 1 to 453 code for a protein of 150 amino acids. The transcript has a single exon.
AUGCCGCUUGAUGUCCUUCAAAUGAAUCCUUCAAAGCGACCAUUUGACGAAAUUCAAGAGCAUCCAUGCGAGUAUGGAAAAAGAAUAAAAGAGGGCAGUUUGCUAUCCUCAAAAAGGGCAUUCAGUGGCUCUUUUUUCCCUACCGAGAGGAGCAAAAAAUCCCGACCUUUUCAAGAAGAAGAAGAAGAAAAAGUGUCUAAAGAAAAGCAUGGGGCUUUAGAUCUUGGAGGUGUGGCCUUAGAUUUCGCAAGCAUGGCUUUAGCUCUUGUCCCCUAUAAAAAAGAAGGGGUAACCCAUCAUUGUCCCGACGCAGCAUCGCUAAUACGAAUUCCAUUUCCAAUCUAUGCCAGUGGCGGAUGCUAUGAAAUUUGUUCUGAAGAUGACAAGCGGCUACAGCCUUCAGACAAAAAUGCGCUUGUCGUGCAUCCAACAAUGUUCAUGACGCGCCUUUAA